Molecule: messenger RNA, 9225 nt
Organism: Glossina fuscipes
Lineage: Eukaryota; Metazoa; Arthropoda; Insecta; Diptera; Glossinidae
Product: serine-rich adhesin for platelets
Exons: 7
Coding region: 781-8940 (2719 amino acids)
Cellular component (GO): nucleus
Molecular function (GO): zinc ion binding
Source: RefSeq, a predicted model, not a curated record
AUGUUUAGUUUCAUCUAGUUUAGCUAAAACGGCAACAAUUUGAAUAUAUUAGAUGCACUUAUCCUCAUUUAAAAGUAUUUUUAUUUUUAUCCCCAUCACUUGGAAGAGAAACGAGCCAUAAAAACUAUUUGGUUUUUAUAGUUAUCGCAUAACAUAAACAUAUGAUUUAAAAGCUUUUUUCUCUAUUGAUAGAUAAUUCUUGAUUUAAGGCCGUUUAGAUGAUUGCCUUACGUUUUCUUUGCUUUUUUAUUGCAGUUAUUAAUGUUGUUGUUGUUGUUGUUGUUGUUGUCUUUUCUUCGGUUAAUCUUAGCGGUAUGGACAAACGUAAAAUAGAUGUCUUUUAGAAAGAGGACAACAGUGUGUUCAAAAUGAACUCAACCGGGCCAGUUAUUGAAUUUUUCUCCAUAUAAAGUGGCGGCUACAAAACUGGUUUCUUGCUUAUUUGACAUUUAAUGAAAUUUAGUACACUCGCAGCGAUACAAUGUAGUGGACAUUUUACUUUACUAUACUUUCGUCUAUUAUUGUUCAAAAAACAAACAACAGAUUCUUAUAUAAGUAAGCAGACAUUACCCCACACAUGCAAUGCACCAGCCACCAUGAUGAAAUGUAUGAAAAGUGUAUGAAUGCCUUCCCAUAUCGCACAACAAACUAUCAAGUGCGGCCGAGAAGCAAACUUCGCCAGAGACUUGCAAACAUAAUAAAAAAAACAAAAAAGGAAAGAAAAUCGACAAAAAACCAUAGUUACCUCUUAAAAUACAUCUGCUUAAGCCAUUAACAACAAUGACUAACCCUUCGAUAUCAUCAUUAACAACAAAAACAACAGCAACCACAACAGAUACAUAUUCAUCUACAGACAGUAUCGGAAUAACAGUAACAACAUUUACAACGACAUCUACGCACGUUAAUAAGAACAAUGAAUAUCUGUUGCCCACUAGCAUGCCAGUCUCAACGGCGUCAACAUCUGCUCGCAAUAACAAAAACAAUUCUAUUCCAUUAUUGUUCGAUAAUAACGAUGAUGACGUCGAAUUGUGUCGUAGUUGUGGUAAAACAAAUACGGAACUUUAUGAUCUCUUUAAUACCGCAAAAACAACAACAUCCACAGCGGGAACUGCAACAUCAGCAAAUACAGCAAAUACAACAAAUGCAAAAAUAUCACCUUUUAAUACCUCGUCAACCACCUGCUAUUCGCAUUUAGAUGCACAAUCAAUAGCGCUUGAUAACCCUUCAUCAGCAAUUUCAACAUCGGGUUCAUCAUCUACAAGCGGCAAUAAUAUAGGGUUCGAUAGUGUUACGGCUACAGCCAAAGCUACGGCAAAGGGUCAAAGUAAUAUGGAGAAUAUUUUGCAAGAAAUGCAUAUUUGGCAAUUGCAGAUUAAAUGUGACGACGGUCUACCACAGCGUAUAUGUCCAAGAUGUACGGCACAAUUUUAUAUGAUACACAAAUUCCGACGGAAAUGUCUAAAAGUUCAAACACAAUUGAGAGCACUAUAUGAGGAUAGACAGUUUGAGCAGCAGCAAAAGGAGGCCACAAGAACACCGACACCAGCACCAGCACCAGUACCAGCACCAACAUCAACUCCAACAGCAGCAGCAGCAGCAGCAGCAACAGUAGUAGCGGCAGCAUCUUCAUCAUCAUCAGCAUCCGCAGUUGUCGCUACAGGUAAAGAAGUAGCUGACGCUAAGGCUGCUAAGACUGCUGAUGUAGCAGUAGUAGUAGUGCUAGUAGAAAAAGAAGAACAAACAGAAGAAGAAAAAGUAAAAGCUACACCGACUGAAUUGAAUAUUGGCAAUGAUUUAAUAAACGAUAACUAUGGCCAACUGCUGCCUGCAUUGUCCAAUGAGUCGGAAGCCUUUGAUAGCUCAAACACAUGGAAUGCCAAUGAUGCAACAACAUUGCUGGACAAUGUUGAGACAAUGGCAAACAAAGCGACACCAAUGAAAGCGGCGGUAACGUUUGAUACGAAAGAAGCCGCAAAAGCUCAAAAGCAUAGUGAACAACAAAAAUGUGAUAUUAAUGAUGAGGUCGGUGAUGGUAAGGAUGACGCUAAUGCUUGCAAUUGUAGUGGUGAUGGCGAAGAUGAAAGUAAAGAAAACGCAACAAUACACGAAUAUACGAAUAAGAUCGAAGAUGAAAAUGAAAAUGAAGAUGAAAAUGAACAAAUAUCAGAAAUUGUUUUAAGCGAAGGAAAUUUGCCAUUGGAAACUUCUUUGAAGAGAAAUCCCGCUAAUGAUAACGAAUUUGUGGCGGACGAUAAGCUUUCUUUGCUCAAUUUGCCAAUGAAUGAUUCUUCUUCUAAUUUAGAAUUAAGUUAUACGGAACCCAUAAGCAAAAGCAAUAACAACAACAACAACAACAAUAACAGCGACAGCAAUAACGAGAACAGCAAUAGCACAGUACAAAUAACCACCAAUACCGAAACUUUGAUUAAUCAGGAAUCAAGUACAUUUAUAACGAAAGCAGCCUUAAAAGAAUAUACCACAAUAAGGAACACCGCGAUCACCACUUCACCGUCAUCGUCGUCAUCGUCAUCGUCAUCAUCAUCAUCAUCGUCAUCGUCAUCUGCAUGCGAUAAUAACCACAUAAUAAAAGCGGAGAUACAACAACAAGAAGAACAACAACAGCCUGGGAUUACUACUACCAUAAGUCAAGAAACAUAUGCUGAUCAACUAAAACAGCAACAAGAACUGAAACAACAACAAAAUGCAUUCACCGACGACUUGUAUCAAGUUCUAAAGUCUGAAAAUUCCUUGUCGUCAACGAUCAACACGCAUAUAGCAGCAGACACAACGGGUAGUGACGAUAUACCACAACAAAAACAACAGCAACAACAACAACAAGAAGAACAACAAGAACAACAAAAACAACAGGAACAAGAACAACAGGUCGCUACUGUUGUUAUUCAAGAUAUGCUUAACAGGAAUGACGAUGCUGAUGGUUAUGCCGAUGACGACAAUGAAGACUUUACCGACAAUGAGACUGAUAUCGACAACAUCGCAACGACAACUAAAAAGCAAAGAAACCAGUCCAGAAAAACGGAAGUUAUAGCCAAUAAUUUACGUACAAGACUGUUCUUUAGACGAACCAGUUGCUGUGCCAACGAACGUUAUAAAUUAAAUGAAAAUACACAGGUAACCGGCUCAUCGACAACAACAGCAACAGCAACAGCAACAACAACCACAACAACAACAACAACAAAAACAACAACUAGUAUAACAAUCAAACGAAAACGUAAACGAAGAUGUUCGUUAAAUAAAAAACGUGAAAAAGCUGUUAGAACUACAACAAGUCUGGUUGAUCCUCCGAUAUCAACAUUACAGGGAAAAGUCGCAGAUAAAGACGCGGGUGAAGUGAAAGAAAACAAUGAAUUAAGCAACUGCCGCAGAAUCGUAGAGUACAAAUUAAAGAAUACGAAGACUAAGAAACAGAAGAGAAAGCAAAAUGACUUUAGAAAAGGAUUAACGACACUAUGGAGAGCAACACCUGCUGUUCAAAACAAUAAUGAUGACUGUGAUGGGGUUGAACGCGAUGAUGAUGAUGAUAAUGAUAAUGAUAAUGAUGUUGUUGACGGUGAUCUGGUUGCAUAUGCCACGGCGACGGCUAAACGACGUCGCUUAACAUCAACAAUCUGUUGGGAUAAUAGCAAAGGCAUUAGUCGUACUGGCAGUGAUUGUAAUAAUGAUAAUGGUAAGGAGAUUGGUAAUGGUGAUGGUGAUGGUGAUGAUGAUGGUGACGGUGACGGUGACGGUGAAUGGAUGCUGAGCAAAUCAUUGUGGAAAACAAAAGCUGAAAUGAAAGCAAAUAUCAAUGACAUGCAAACGGUCGAUGGCAACGGCAUUAACAAUGGGGGGGAAGGAGUUAAUAAUAAGAAUAUCGAUAUUACACAACCACAGGCAUGUAAAAUUAACUGCACACGUUCGGAAACCGGCUCUAAGAAGACGGUAACGUCCACUUUAAUUGAAGACAGUAGCUGCUAUGAAAACCAAACUCAAUUUCACAAAUUCACUGAACUCAAGGACAUAAAAGGUGAACAACAUAACCAAUGCAUUAUUAAAAACUUGCGGCCGGAAGAGGUGGACCAAGAACAAAUUAAACAGAAUAACUAUAACAAUAACAACAUGGACAAUAACAAUAAAGCUGAAAUUGAACAUAACGUACAAAUGCCUAAAGAAUUUCAUAAUAAUUUUGAUACGAACACCAAAGCCCAGCAGGAGGAGGAGAAGAAGUCAGCGGCAGCUACUACUUUAACGCCUCAGGUUAAAUGCGGUGGUAGCAUGAAAUUAAUAAUACAACGUAAACGUGGUGCCCGUUUUAAAUGUCGACGUGAAGAUGAUAUAGUAGAGCAAUCAACGAUGGCAGCAACAGAUGAACAGAAGCAAAUACAACAACCACAAAAAUUGCGACAACAACAACAUUCCGGUGAUAUAUUGCCGCCACUAAAGCGAAGUAAACGUUCGUUGAAGAAAUUUUCGUUACAAACGACAGCUCCAGCUAGUCGCCGUAGUGUUCAAGAUAAUGCGGGACAGGUAAAUGAUAAAGCGGAAGACGUUAAUGUUUAUGAAAAUAAUUUAAAACUUAAAGUCGCUAAAUCGACGAAUGCAUUGCAUUUCAAAGGAAAUUUGAACGAUAGCGGAAUACCGCAGAAAGGAGAGCGAAUUAAGAAGCAAGAAGCGAAAGAAAUGCAAAUACGAAGCGAUAACCCGUUUGAAGACAAUAAUCUUUUAAUACGUACUAAAGAUACGAGUUCCCCCUCAAUCAUUGUAACAAAGGAUUUGAACGAACAAUCCGAAGAACAAAUAAAUGCUAUUAAAAUUGAAGAAGGCACUCUAGUAACUAGCAGCAGCGCUACAAUGUUAUCGGCAAUGAGCAGUUCUUCGUCGCUCAAUAAUCUCACAUCCACCGAGAGUGAAUCGAGACGAUUAUCGCUUCAAAAAUUGAUAGUGCGUGUACCGCUCGCUUCGUUAACGCGCGAUUUUAAAAAAUUGCAUUUAACUAAAAGUCACGAAGGCAAUGAAAAUGAGCAAGAUCUUGAACAAGAUUUGCAACCAUAUGAUAAAGCUACAGAUAACGCUGAGUAUAUGCACGCAAGCGCAGUCCAUCUCGUAACACCUCCUAGACAAACAAAAGUAGAUGGCAUCGAGCGCAGUGGUAGUAGUGGCAGUGAUUUUCUAGGAUUUUCAACACCAGGAAGCCAUGUAUCACUAGCUUCUACGCAGCACACUUUAGAAAUGAUGGGUAAUGAAAAAUUGGAGGAGGAAAUUCAGGGAGAUGCAGGCAUUUUGUGCGGCCCUUCAAACAAGAUCAAUGAUUUUAUUAACGAAUUUCAGACUCAUUGCAUAGACUCGUCAGAAAUUGAAGAUAGCUCGGCGAACGUUAUACCGCCUCUGCCAGUUCAUAUAACUCAAGAGCUUAGCGAUGAGAUACGUGAUGUGGAAAAUACUCUGAAUGGUAUAUUAAGUCAAAUGCAUAAUCAAAGCAACAACUAUACAAUGAGUACUGCCAGUACUGAAGCUGAUGAUUUAUUUGUUCAUUCUAUAUAUUCGCCGUUAACGGAGCCACCGUCUACCCCUACCAAUAGCUAUUAUGCGGAAAGUCCAAAUGAAAGUAUUUUGAAUAGUGCCACUAAUCUUAGCAACAGUCCCUUCGCUCCGCCACAGCAUCAGAAUAGUUUAGAUAUGAACGGUUUGACGCCUCAAUCCGGCCAGAGUUCAACAACCAGUUACAUGACGGGUUCCAAUAACUCGGAACUGGUAUUUAAUGAUAAUUUCACUUAUCAUUCGGAAUGUUUUGGCCACGAAGAUACUACACAGUCCGAAUUAAUCGGUUUCCAAAAUGAUAUACCCUGCUUCGAAAAUAUCGACUUAAAUGCAACAACAGAAAUUUGUAAAAGUGAAACGGAUAUAAUAAAUAAUACAUCUAACUUUGAAGAAAUAACGACAAAAGUGGAGGAUCAAAUGAAUCUGGAAGAAGAAACAGAACUCGUUUGCCAAACGAUAAAAGAAAACAACGAAACAACAAAUAUUACUGAGAUGAUAGAAAACUCCGAAGUGGAAAAUCCAUACAAUGAAAGCGAUUUCGAGAGCGUGACUGUGCCGGAAAAUGACGAGCCGCCUACUCUCAAUGACAAUGAAAUGGUGAGUGAGGAAACAGUUGAAAUGACUGAUGUUAGUCAAGAGAUAACAGCUGAAGAGAAACCGAUAGUGGAUACUGUAACAUAUCCGUCUAAUUCCCACGCUCAUCUAUCUCAACCGCCGCAACAAAUAUUAACUUUACCUAAUAGUCAAGUAAGCUCUCAUAGUACCAAUCAUCAUCAUCAAUACUUGUUAGCCACACCCGGGCAAAAUGGCAGUUUUACCAUUAUUGCUAAAUCACCGAACUCAAUGAUGGAUCAGGUGUUUAAGCCUCACUCAAAUAACGUACAAUAUGUUACACUAGGACAAGCUUUGAAUGCAAAACAUCCAACUACUUUACCGGUGAUUGCACAUUCGCAAGCGGUACCCACAAUGAAAGCACCUAAUCUCUAUAAUCCUGCAAGUGGUGCCACAACGACACCAGGUCUAAGAUGGUCGAACAAUACCGGGCAAUUUCCCCAGCAGGUAACCACUCAUGUGCCAUCAGUAUUAUCCAAUCAUCAACAACAGAGUACAACACCCAACGCCACUAAUACUGGUUACUACAUAAAUGUGGGCGGCGGUAUUUUCAGAGCCACCACUACCAGCAAUACUCCAACCGCUACAACACUCAAUGCCACAAAUGUUAAUAUUAACUCUUUGGUUAUGCCACCGCAACAUCAACAGCAUUCCCAUCAACAGCAACAGAUAAAUUUAACUAAGUCACAAUUGGACGCUAAUAAAAAUUAUCUUUUACAACAACAGCAACAAAGAGCGCACCAUAGCACACCGCCAGCUUCACAAUAUAUUAUGGUAAUACCCCAGGAUUAUAAUGCGACGCCACAAUACUUUUCCGCCGCCACAGGUGCAAGGUUAACAUCAGCCACACCGUCAUUGGGGACUUCUACAGUGCUUCUGCAUACACCAGCCGCACCAACCAAUAAUUGCAAUUUUGUUACAGCGACAUCGUCCUCCGCCACUCCGGCUACCACGGUAAUAGCAAACAAUCUUCAUAACAGUCGCAGCAGUCCGAAAAUGGUGAUAUCAUCUCGACCCUUAUCAAACAACGUUCAGCCAAUACAUGCUAAUCAUCGGCGUGUCCAACAACAAUUGCAACAGAAAAUCCAACAAAAGCAAUUGCAGUUAAUACAACCGAAGUUACCGACAACGCGCGAACAGCACAUUAAAUUGAUUUGUCGCUUCUGUCAUAAACGUCAAAAGUUCACCAACAACAUUGAUUACAGUAAUCAUAUCAUCGAUAUGCAUCCCGCCGAUAAGCCGUUCAAUUGCCCGUUCUGUCCAAUGCACUUUCAACGACGUAUUCAUCGUCAACAGCAUAUAAGUGAAUCGCAUGCCUCACAACGCUACCAGUGCCCGCAGUGUAGUAUGAGUUUUAGUGCGCAACGCACUUUAGAUUUUCAUUUACAAAAGUAUCACGCGUGUACAAGAUCGCCACCACAAUCAACAUCGUCGUCAUCCUCAUCGUCAUCAUCGUCAUCAUCAUCAUCAUCAUCAACAACGUCAACAUCGUCUUCGUCGUCAUCCGCUUUGGUGUCCACAAAAGUGAUAACAACUCAACAAUCAAAACAAAGCUCCACCUCUUCUGCUACUACAUCGGCCACAUAUCAAUUAUUACAGCAUCAUCAGCAACAACGAUUGGUGCGCGUUGAGGAUGCUCAACAGCAUGUGACUGACGAAAUAAAGGACAAACGUCCUAUUGAUCUCCAAUUGGAUGCUCAGCAUAUAAAUGCCACAAGCAGUUGUAAAGCUAAUGCCCAUAAAGGAGGUGGUAACACAAGUAAUAAUACUACGCUACCGGAUAAACAGCGGCAAGCACGAAUUAUUUGCUGUCCAGAUUGUAAUGAUGACGAUGAUGAGGAUGACCACGAAUGUUGCAAAAACUCAACAGAUACUUACGCAAGGAAAUCCAUACCGCCAGUAAUAGUAACACAACAACAACAACACCAGCGGCAACAACAACAACAACCGCGAUUACAGCAACCGAAUGGUGGUCAACAUGUGACAAUGCCGUCACCGGAACAAACUGAACCCGAUUCUACAUCAACCAGUACAUUGCGACAAUUUCGUAAACGACGUCCUUCGCAAAACUCCUGUUCAAGUCCCAAUGUUUAUGCGGAGGUGGAAACAAGUGGUAAUGGCGGUGGAAAAUAUACGAUUAAUGAGGGUGUCGAUGCUACAGAACAAAUUGUUGCUGAACGUGCUCUACGUGGCACACAUAAUUGUCCGUUGUGUGAGGAAUGCUUUACAAAUGAAAUUUCAUUGCGAAAACAUCAUUAUUUGGCACACGGCACACAGACAAUAAUGCCAUUCAUAUGCACGAUAUGCAAACGAGGUUUUCGCAUACGCAACGCCUUGCAACGUCAUAUGGAGGCUCACGAUGCUGAAGGGCGGCCAUAUGAAUGCAAUGUAUGUCAGAUACGUUUUCCCCGGCCGUCACAAUUAACUUUACAUAAACUGACUGUGCAUAAAUUUGAAAAGCCACGCACCCAUGAGGACUGUGAGCUACCGUCCGGUACUGAAAGCGCUUUAAAGGCUCAUGUUCUUACAAACGCCCACUUGGCCAUGUCAACAAGUCGUCAAGAUGGCAAAAUAUUAGCAGCAAAUUUGAAGGCAACAGAAAUCGGUCAAAUAGCAUCUUCAACUACGACGACAUCUGCAAAAGCCAAAGCAGCAAUAAUCGCUGCAGCACCGUCACCAUCGCCCCAGCCCUCGCCGUGCUCGUCACGUCCACCACCGCUGGCACCAAUACAACAACUGCAUAAUCCGCCUUUCAACGCACAUCAUUCUACCACAACUGAACUUAGACGUUAAUGAAAUUAAUCUUUAAAGGCUGUUUGUGUUUUUUAUUUAAUUUUGAAAAAUUAUUCACGUUCUUUUUGCUUUUUUCUUUUUUUAAUCUCUUUGGUUACAUUUAUCGAAUUUCCAAUGAAUUUAAUUAGAGAGAUACAAUACGGUUAAAACUCGAAAACUCAUAGACGAUGGCUCUCAAGUAACAUUGAUUUAGAAAAUUAUUUGAAAUGUGUUUCAAUUACAUUUUUACGUUUAUCUAGUUAUAUGGUUUUUGAACAAAUUGUCAUAGCGACUCUUAAUGCAGUA